GAUCGCCUCACGAUAUACGGAUGACCGUUGCUCACUCAUUUUGAUUAAGAAGCACAUGGCCUCCCACGGUAAUGGCUACGACCGAGCAGCGGCCGUCAAGGACUUCGACGACUCCAAGAUCGGAGUAAAGGGCCUCUCCGACUCCGGCAUCACUUCCAUCCCUUCUAUCUUCCUUCACCCUCCUCAAACCCUCUCCGACCUUCGCUCCUGCUCCCCCACUGACGCCGCCAUCCCGGUCAUCGACCUGUCCGACGUAUCCUCUCAAGCCCGCAGAUCACCAAAACUCGUCCAACAGAUCAGGGAAGCUGCCAAAACAUGGGGAUUCUUCCAGGUCAUCAACCACGGCGUAGACGUGUCGGUCCUCGACGAAACCAUCGCCGCCAUCAAAGCCUUUCACGACCAGCCCCAACACGUCAAGGCCAAGUACUAUAAACGCGAAGAGGGACGGGGCGUCAUGUUCGCCAGCAAUAACGACCUGUACCGAACCGACGCCGCCAGCUGGCACGACUCGCUGCAGGCGUGGAUGACGCCGGAGGCCCCGAAGGCGGAGGAUCUGCCGGAGAUAUGCGGACGAGAAAUGCUCGCGUGGGACUCGCAUGCAAAAGGGGUGGCAGAGACGGUGAUGGAGUUGCUGGGCGAGGGGUUGGGUUUGGACAGAGGAAAGUUCAAGGAGCUGACGUUUUCGGAAAGCAGGGCGAUAGUGGGCCACAUCUACCCGUACUGCCCGCAGCCGGAUCUGACGAUGGGGAUAACACCGCAUACCGAUCCGGGCAUCAUCACGGUGUUGUUGCAGAACCAGGUGGCGGGGCUUCAGGUCAAGCACGGCCAUCACUGGGUCCCCGUGAACCCUCUUCCCGGCGCUCUUAUUAUUAACGUUGGUGACAUGCUUCAGAUAAUAUCGAAUGGAGAGUACACGAGCGUGCAGCACAGGGUGUUGGCGAACGCAGAGAAGUCGUCGAGAAUUUCAAUAGUGAUGUUUUUGAAUCUGAGCAAAUGGAGAGGAUCGGAUGGUCCUGAUGGAUAUUAUGGGCCUCUGCCGGAGCUGGUGUCGCCGGAGAAACCGCCAUUAUAUAGAGAUUUCACGGCGAAAGAAUUCAUUGACAACUUCUACGGCAACGGGAUAGAUACCAAGUCCCUCCCUCAAAAACUUGAAAUUCAACAUUAAAAUUGAUGCUGCUUUGCCAUGUAUGUGCAGCUGCGCGUGUGUGAUGUGAUGUUUUAACUUUCCCCUUGGGAUACGACUGCGAGUAGAAGUUUGCACUGUUGUCAUCAUUCGAUAUGCGUGACGUACAAUGCGGCAUAAUAAUAAUAAUAAUAAUAAUAAAAUAGUGGAUGAUGUUGUGUGGCAUUCAUGGAACAAAUAUUUCCAACUCAAGCCCUAGUUUCAUCAAUGUAGAAUAAUAAUAUCUACUUUAGAAUCUGACCAAAAAAAAAAAUCUACUUUAGAAUAAUGUUUUAUAGACACACUUCAUGGAUAUAUCUUCCAUUUAAAAAUAAAUCUCGAAGGCCCUGUGCCUCCAGAAAAAUGAAGUCGUGCUUACUGUGGAGAAAUAUGCAUGUUGAUUGUUGAAUGUACUCUUCCGUUACUUAGUACAAGAAAAUGGGAGAAUCUUAUUUAUUUGUUAUUACUGUUUGGUUAAUGGUAGAGUACAGUAACAUUGUGCCAAUCCUGUGUAAUAAGAUAAGACUGUUAUUAUUGCUGUACAAGAUUCAUUAUUACUCUGUC
Messenger RNA from Prosopis cineraria, 1726 nucleotides. Its product is annotated as 1-aminocyclopropane-1-carboxylate oxidase homolog 4-like. The transcript has 2 exons. Lineage: Eukaryota; Viridiplantae; Streptophyta; Magnoliopsida; Fabales; Fabaceae. The record is from RefSeq and is a predicted model, not a curated record. Bases 56 to 1165 code for a protein of 369 amino acids.